Molecule: messenger RNA, 1642 nt
Organism: Musa acuminata AAA Group (dessert banana)
Lineage: Eukaryota; Viridiplantae; Streptophyta; Magnoliopsida; Zingiberales; Musaceae
Product: malate dehydrogenase [NADP], chloroplastic-like
Exons: 14
Coding region: 110-1435 (441 amino acids)
Biological process (GO): malate metabolic process; oxaloacetate metabolic process; tricarboxylic acid cycle
Molecular function (GO): L-malate dehydrogenase (NAD+) activity; L-malate dehydrogenase (NADP+) activity
Source: RefSeq, a predicted model, not a curated record
AAAGGAGUCUAUCGUCUCGCCCGAUCCCCCUUCUUCCUCCUUUCCCUCGUCUUCGUGUCUCCUCCUUCUGUCGUUCCUCUGCCUCACUCUCCACUCUUCCCACCUCUCCAUGGCCUUAUUGGAGAUCUCUCCAUCCUACGCGCGAUCCAGAGCUCUACCACCGAAUGAUCUCUCUUCGAGGCCCAUCAACCCUCUCCUCGCCUUCAAGAAUCGGCGCCCUUCUCUUCCCUGCAGCGCCCGCCGGAUUCCGAGAAUUCUCUGCUCCGUGUCACCAAAUCAAGUCCAGGCCCCAGUUCUGUCCGCCACUCCGGCUGGUGCAACGAGCAAGAGGGAGUGUUUCGGGGUGUUCUGCACCACCUAUGACCUGAAAGCGGCUGACAAAACAAAGUCAUGGAAGGGUUUGAUCAAUAUUGCAGUAUCAGGUGCAGCUGGAAUGAUAUCUAAUCAUCUACUCUUUAAACUUGCUUCUGGUGAGGUUUUUGGGCCAGAUCAGCCAAUUGCCUUGAAGUUGUUGGGUUCUGAAAGAUCAUUUCAAGCUCUCGAAGGAGUGGCAAUGGAACUGGAGGACUCCCUAUAUCCUCUGUUGAGGGAGGUAAGCAUUGGAAAAGAUCCCUAUGAAGUGUUUCAGGAUGCAGAAUGGGCACUUCUGAUCGGGGCAAAGCCCAGAGGCCCUGGAAUGGAGCGAGCAGGCUUACUAGAUAUUAACGGGCAGAUUUUUGCUGAACAGGGAAAAGCACUCAAUGAUGUGGCAUCACGCAAUGUGAAAGUUAUUGUCGUGGGUAACCCAUGCAAUACAAAUGCACUUAUUUGUUUAAAGAAUGCACCAAAUAUACCUGCCAAAAAUUUCCAUGCCUUAACCAGGUUGGAUGAGAACAGAGCCAAAUGCCAGCUGGCCCUCAAAGCUGGUGUGUUUUAUGAUAAAGUCUCAAACAUGACUAUUUGGGGAAAUCACUCGACAACCCAGGUUCCUGACUUUUUAAAUGCUAAAAUCAAUGGCAUGCCAGUAACCGAAGUUAUAACUGAUGUCAAGUGGUUGAAGGAAGAGUUUACUGAAAGAGUUCAAAAGCGUGGUGGUGUCCUUAUACAAAAAUGGGGUAGAUCUUCUGCUGCAUCUACUGCUGUUUCCAUUGUUGAUGCCAUAAGGUCCCUCAUCACUCCCACGCCAGAAGGCGAUUGGUUCUCUUCAGGGGUUUAUUCCACUGGAAAUCCUUAUGGCAUAGCAGAGGAUAUUGUGUUCAGCAUGCCAUGCAGAUCGAAGGGAGAUGGUGACUAUGAACUAGCGAAGGAUGUGAUAUUUGAUGAUUACCUCCGUGAGCGUAUAAAAAAGACCGAGGCUGAGCUUCUUGCCGAGAAGAGAUGUGUAGCACAUCUGACCGGAGAGGGUAAUGCCUAUUGUGAUCUUCCUGAGGAUACCAUGCUUCCCGGAGAGCAGUAACACCUAAGAAGCAUUUAUCCACAAUUUGAGAAAUGUGCCUUCAAAACGUAUUGACAGGAGGAGUCAAAGCCUUUGAUUACACCUCCCAAUAGGAGCUGCUUGUUAUUUUUAUAUAUUAGUAUGUGCAAGUUCCGCCAACUUGAUCCAUGUUGUAUCAUAUAUGUUGUACCAUAAAAUAUAUCAGGCUAAAAGCACCUUCAUAUUGAA